AACAAAUUACCCAGGAGCAAAAUAAAGUCCAACAAAAAGAAACUGAAUUAGUUGAUUUAAGAGAGGAGAUAAAAGAUUUACAAAAACAAUGUUUAGUGGCUGAUGAAAUAAAGGAUACAGAUUUAUCUGAAACAAUUCUUGAUGGUUAUUUUGUUGAAAAAUUAAAAGAAUUUAUGUUAGAGAAGGACAUAAAGCCUGAAACUCCUAAUGAACCAACUGAGGAUUAUUAUAAUAAAGAAAUUAAAGAAACCAAAAUAACCCCCUGUAUUCUUGCCCAAGAAUAUAUAAACCAAGAAUAUCCUAUAAAUGGGACUUGUCAAAUAAAGGAAGUUUAUCCUAACAAUUUUGGUAAAACUAGGGAAGAAAUAAAAGAGUUAAGUAUAUAUAGUAAAGACUUAGAAGGAGAAUUAGACCUUUCUGAUUUUAAGAAUUUAGAGAAAUUAAGUUGCUCUUAUAAUUAUCUUACUAAUCUAAAUAUAAAUAAUUGUAAGAAAUUAAAGGAAAUUAGUUGCCAUACUAACCAACUUACUACUCUAAAUCUGAGUAAUUUAGCAGAAUUAAAGGAACUACUUUGGUGUUCUGAUAAUUACCUUACUGAGAUACCUUAUCUUUCUAAUCCAGAAAAAAUAACUAAAUUAGGUAUAAGCAAUAACAAUAUAAAUCCCUCUGACCUUUCUAUUUUUAGCAAGUUUAGGAAUUUAAAAGAUUUAUAUAUUGGUAAUGAUGAUAAAAACAAAAUUAACCAAGGAAUAUAUAAUCGUUUCCAUGGUAGUUUAGAACCUUUAAAGGAUUUGAAUAAUUUAUGA
This is a messenger RNA of Racocetra persica, 806 nucleotides long. The record is from the annotation of a GenBank genome assembly. Lineage: Eukaryota; Fungi; Glomeromycota; Glomeromycetes; Diversisporales; Gigasporaceae.